AUGGGCAGUGAAAGGACUCCUUUGGUACUGGGGGCGGUUGGAGGAUGUUUUAUUCUUUCCAUUAUUGGUGGCACUUUGUUGGCAUACAGUUUUAGUUACGUGGAAUAUUUUGAGUUUGGAUUCAAAAGACAAAAAUCAACUGGUAGAGUUGACAAAUCAGAAGUCUACACUGCGGGAAGGUAUUUUUACGGACCAGACAUGGAGUUCAAGGUUUUCCCGCUUGACGCUCAUUACGUCACAUUGGAAAAUGCCAAAAUAUUUACGGCAGAUAAACUGGAGGUUGGCAUCACAGUUCACUUUCAGUAUUUUCUCCGAAGGGAUGAACUAGUUUUGCUUCAUGACACCUUUGACAUGGAUUACAAAGAUGUAAUUCAGAACAGUGCUCUUGACGCUAUGAAGGGAUCCACGACUGAGUAUACUACAAGAGAACUGGUAUCCGACAGAAAGCUGCUGGAGGAGACAAUCUACAAGGCUGUCAGAGAACGACUGGGUGGCAUCUGUUGUAGGCCGAACUGUACUUCUUUCCAAUAUGCCUGUUCUCAAAAUUGCAAACCAAGAACAACGUGCACCGUCAAAGAAAAGGGAUACUUUGUGGACGUCAAGUAUUUUCAACUCGGAGGGGUUACUAUUCCAAACGUUGUUCAAGAACGCUUUAUGAGAGCACUUACGUUACAAGAGGAUUCAGAGCGGGAGCUUCUUGUGCAAGAGACCAAAGUUGUUCGCAAAGAUACAACAGCUAUGGUCCAGCAAACGAGGAACACAGCAAUGGAAAUUCGGAAUAACGGAGAAGUUGAAGCCAGACUAACAAACGCCAUAGCGCUGGCCAAUUACUCCGCCAUUUUAGAGGCCGCUCGUAGCGAGGGGCUAAAGUACGUCUUUGGUGAAUUAGGAUUUUCUCAGCAAGAACACAAGAACAGCUUUAACUACCUAAGAACAUUAAGAGAACUGUCUACAGUCCAUUUUACUGUAGAUUUUCAACAAAGAAUUGUAGGAAAUCUUUAACUACACCAACUUACAAGUAUACGUAUCGCUUUGAAUCAUAUUCGCUAUUUUUGUUUAAUCUAGUUUAGUUUUGU
Molecule: messenger RNA, 1076 nt
Organism: Saccostrea echinata
Lineage: Eukaryota; Metazoa; Mollusca; Bivalvia; Ostreida; Ostreidae
Exons: 6
Coding region: 1-1002 (333 amino acids)
Source: RefSeq, a predicted model, not a curated record